AUGACCCUCACCAAAGGCUCCUUCACCUACUCCAACGGGGAGGAGUACCGCGGCGAGUGGAAGGAAGGUCGCAGGCAUGGCGUCGGGCAGCUGACAUUUGCCGACGGCACCGCUUACGUGGGGCACUUUGAGAAUGGGCUCUUCCAUGGCUGCGGUGUGCUCACCUUCUCCGACGGCUCCAGGUACGAGGGGGAGUUUGUGCAGGGCAAGUUCAACGGCGUUGGCGUCUUCACCCGCUGCGACAACAUGACCUUUGAGGGUGAAUUCAAAGGCGGGCGCGUUUAUGGCUUCGGUCUCCUGACCUUCCCCGAUGGCUCCCAUGGGGUGCCCCGCAACGAGGGCUUCUUCGAGAACAACAAGCGGGAGAAGUGCCCAGCUGUCAUCCAGAGGGCCCAGGGCGCUUCCAAGUCUGCCCACAACCUGAUGGCAUGA
This is a messenger RNA of Tauraco erythrolophus (red-crested turaco), 432 nucleotides long. The record is from RefSeq and is a predicted model, not a curated record. Lineage: Eukaryota; Metazoa; Chordata; Aves; Musophagiformes; Musophagidae.